AGGUCCACACAGAGCAGUGCGUUCAAGCCACCCCGGCCUUUCUGUCUUAUCUUUUAAACAGCAUUACGAGAUAUUAGUUAAACACUUACGGACGCGUUCGAGGCCCACUACAGUCUGGGCUACAUCUGUUUUACGCACAAAGUUUUUAAAAAACAGAAAAGAUGGAGCUGUCGGAUAUUCCGUUCCCCAUCCCCUCGGCUGAUGAUUUCUAUGAUGACCCCUGCUUCAACACCAGCGACAUGCACUUCUUCGAAGACCUGGACCCCAGACUCGUGCAUGUGGGCUUGCUCAAGUCGGACGAGCACAAUCACAUGGAGGACGAGCACAUCCGGGCACCGAGUGGCCACCACCAAGCGGGCAGGUGUCUCCUGUGGGCGUGUAAAGCCUGCAAGAGGAAAACCACCAACGCGGACAGGCGCAAAGCUGCAACUAUGAGAGAAAGGAGACGUCUGAGCAAGGUCAAUGAUGCUUUCGAAACCCUGAAGAGGUGCACCUCGACUAACCCUAACCAGAGGCUGCCCAAGGUCGAGAUCCUGAGAAACGCCAUCAGUUACAUCGAGUCUCUCCAAGCCUUACUCAGAAGUCAAGAGGAGAACUAUUACCCGGUUCUGGAGCAAUACAGCGGUGAUUCAGACGCCUCCAGUCCCAGGUCCAACUGCUCAGAUGGCAUGAUGGAUUUUAAUGGCCCUGCUCGCCCUUCUGGAAGGCGAAACAGCUAUGACAACUCAUACUUCAAUGAAACUCCAAAUGGAGAUGUGAGGAGUAAUAAGAACCCAGUGGUGUCGAGUUUGGAUUGUCUGUCCAGUAUCGUGGAGCGGAUCUCCACCGAGUCUCCUUCCUCUUCCUCAUCCUCCUCAUCCUCUUCCUCCUCGCUCCCUGCUGCUGAGCUGUGUGAGGGAGUCACCGGCUCUCCGCCCGAGACAAGCGCGCCUUCCCCAAACAACACAUGCAGCCCGUCCGGCCCGAGCCACGACCCCAUCUAUCAAGUGCUCUGAACAGAGGAGAGGAAACGCGUCCAUACAUCCAGUCCAUCCCCAACACGUAGGAGAAGGCAAAGGGCAGUGAACCAGUCACCAUUAACGAGGACUACUGUCAUGAACUGAAGAGAGAAAAAAAAAAACACAAAA
This is a messenger RNA of Neoarius graeffei (lesser salmon catfish), 1127 nucleotides long. It is a transcript of the gene myod1, whose product is annotated as myogenic differentiation 1. Gene Ontology annotation, molecular function: DNA-binding transcription factor activity, RNA polymerase II-specific; protein dimerization activity; RNA polymerase II cis-regulatory region sequence-specific DNA binding. Bases 162 to 995 code for a protein of 277 amino acids. The transcript has 3 exons. The record is from RefSeq and is a predicted model, not a curated record. Gene Ontology annotation, biological process: positive regulation of myoblast differentiation; regulation of transcription by RNA polymerase II; muscle organ development. NCBI's taxonomy places the organism in Eukaryota, Metazoa, Chordata, Actinopteri, Siluriformes, Ariidae.